AAGCUCUGAGUAAGUUUAAUAAGAUUGGAAAAAACUCUAAACCACCUCCAGUCCCCAAAACCCUACCAUACCCAAGUUGGCCUGUAAUCCUCUGUGGGAGGGGGGAAGCCCCACUUGUCAUUGGAAAUCAGCAGUGCAAGAUACAGAAUGUUUUUCUCUCUAAUCCCUUCAAGGUACAAGGUAGGACACCUGGAAGGCUAAGGCAGAAGCCUUUGUUGUGUUUGCUUCUCCUUUGUAUCCAGUUAACCACUCAUGUGGCAUUGAAUGAAUGAGUGGUUGUUUCUUGCAAGCCUGCUGCGGGCCCAGCCUCAUCUUAGGCAUUGGACAUGUGCAGCAAGCUGGAUUUGUGCUACUUUGCUGCACAGUUGGCCUGUUAACAAGUAAUGCCUAGGGAAGGGGGUGUUGUCUUCAAGGUGCACACAGCCUAAACUUAGGUGAAGAUAGGAGUGAGAAAAGUACACAAUGAAAUUAAGGAUAAGAGAGGAAAUGGUCAAGUACUGGGGGAGUGCACAGGAAGAUGGAUUAACUGACUCCUCUUCAAAGAUCUUGCAGCAGUGGAACCAUUUCAGUUGGGUCCUAAAAGGUGAGCAGGAUUUCUUAAGAAGAGAAAGGGGGACAGGAUGUUCCAGGCUGCAGAAACCAGUCAUCAGAAGUGUUAUAAAUGUGAAGACAGGUAUUAAUUGGAUAAAGUCUAAGAAGUCAUGGAAUCAUGAAGUUAGAAAUGAUCUAAGUGGUUACAUCUCACCACUCCCAGCCAGGGGAUUCUGGAUAAGUUACAAUGUGUCCAGCCUUGGCCAUAGAAAAACAACCUCAAGGCUUAAAUAAUAUGAUAUGGGGAAUUUAUUGGUUCACAGAUCUCAAAUAUAUGGAGAUAGCCCAGGCUUCAGACAUAGUUUGAUAAAGGCUCUUGGUAGCAGAAUGGCUGCUGAGUGUCAGCUCUUAGGCUGACGUGUCAUACAUUCUGGAAGAGGAGAUACUCCCUUUCCUCCUACUGUCAAAAAAAGUCUUUGAGUUCACUCUGAUUGGCCCAAUUUUGGACACAUGCUCAGCCUCCUCCCAAGCCGUUCUCUGCCAGAGGAACACCAUUUGCUGAUUGGCCUGGGCUCUGGUCCCUGCCUAUGGCUGUGGCAAGGGGGCCAGGUGUGGGCUGAUUGGAUUAGGCCAAUCAGAGCCCAUUGCUAAAAUCUGGGCUUGAAGCCAAUAGGACGUGGCCAUGUCAGUGGGUGGGACAAUGGUGGGAAUAAGGGGAAGGGUGCUGCAGAGGCGGCCCACGCUGUCCACAUGCAGAGGCUCGCUACAGAAGCUACAGAAGCUAUAGAAGAAGAUGGUUACAUUUCAAGUGGGCAGGUGCCGUUUGCUUAUGAGCACCAUCAGCCACAUCAGCCACGGUUCUUUGAAUUUUACCUAAUUGUCUCUAAUUCUUAACAAUUCUUUGAGGUAAGUGUUCUCCAACAAUUUCCAGUUGAGCAAACUGAGACUCAGAGAAAAUAACUUGACCAGAGCUACACACCUGAGAAUGGCUGAAUCAGAACUGGAAAUGGCAGCCUCUGUUUCCAGAGACUGGGUUGUCUCCAUUAUAUCGUGGCACUUGAGCAGGCAGCUACAGCUCCAUUUGGGAAGCUCUGUUGGUUAGGACUGGGCAGGGGAGGCUUGUGUAGCCCUGUGGUUAGGACUGGUGUGUGGGUGGCGGUGUGUGUGUGUGUGUUUGGUUUGGUUUGUCUGUUUAAUAACGUAAAGCCAAACCUGCCUCCUAGUGAUUCCUCUGCGUUUAUUCUAGUUCUGAGGUAUGGAGCGGUGAUUCUCAAACCCAGCAGAGCGUUAUAAAAAUACAGUUUUCUGGCCUCCAUGCCGGAUCCGCUGAAGCAGAGUCUGUGAGUGGGACUGUAGAAACUGGAUUUUCUUUUUUCUUUUUAAGUUUCAGAGAUGAUUCUCCAGUACAAACAGGUUUGGAGAACUCCUGCUUUAGAAUACAACGAAGCUGUUCUGUCUUCCACGUUACAAACCCUCAGAUGUUUAAGACUGGGGUCACACAUGAGCCUUUGCUUCAGGCUCCAGUGUGGUGCUUAAGUGCCGGGACUUUGGAAUCAGAAAGACUGAGUUCAAAUUCCGUCUCCACUGUUGAUAAGUCGUGUGCCUUGGGUAAAUCUCUUAAUAUUGCUAAGUCUUAGUUUUCAUAUUUAUAAAGUGGGAAUAAUCAAUUUAAAUUAAAAAUCGUUGUGAGGAAUAAGUUAAGAAAACGUGAAGUUCUUAGCGUGAAGCUGGAAGAACAUGGAAAAGUUUCAGUGGAUAUCACCUGUUACUAAUGAUUGUUAAACCUCCCUGGCUCUGGCUUCUUUAGUUCGUUUCAAUUGUUUUUUUUUAGAUCUUUUUUACCUCUAAUUUUUGGUGUUUGCUAAUUUAUCUCAAAACAGUAAUGGUGUGUGGGGGGGAGAGGCUGGCAUAAAAUUCUAGACAUCUGACUACAUCAGUCAACAGCAGAGCUAUAGCUUCCUGUGGUCUGAGUGUGACAUUUCUCUGGGUGCAGAUAUCCUCUGGGUAUUAAACAUCUUAGAAUUUCCCAUCCUUGUUUAAGUCCUUUUCUCCUGGGAAAUUGAUCAGUGGCUGAUUAUGGGAACAUCUGGAUUCUUCAAGAAUUUUUGGACGUUCUGCAACUUGGUUUCAAGCCUAAGCUGUGUUUGGAGGCAUGAAUAUGAGUUGGUUUCAUCAUAAAAGUGUGUUGAUUCCAAGACUGCUGUGAUCCGUUUUAUCUCGCAUGGAUCUGUCAGCGUUUUCCUAUUCAUCCGCAAGUGGUGACUCAUUUAAAAUGAGGUAUGCUCUCCAGCAGGGAGCCAAGUUGUUCCACAACAUGUACAUUGACAUUUACAUAAAAUGCAAAUACGUUCAUCAAGUUUUACUUAUAUUUGUCUCUGGAUUUUCAAAUACAUGUUUAUUUGCUGUAUCCACCUCUACCAGUUUUCUUUAAAAAUACUUGUAAGGCACGAUUUUAACUACUUGAAGCUUGAUGAAGGUUGUAUACAGCCUGUUUCAAUGCACUUAGCAUAUUCUCUUUGAUGAUGACCCGUUCUUGCCAGCCUUGCAUGUGGGCGUGGGUGGGUCACCUUUAGGCUGGAACAACCGAGAGUGGAGACAUGGAGACUUCCUGUUCUUUGAUAACGUACAGGGUGGGCUUUUCAGGGCAGUAAAACCGUCACUGAAGACCGUGAAAAUGCCCAAAUGCUACAUGUUCCAGUCAGCUAGUUGAGGCAUUUAUUACUGGCCUUAAAAUGUUAUGUAAUUUUGUUUAUGGCAUCAUAAUAGUAUAAAAGCAGCUGGGCUCACUAGGGGGCUGUGUGAGUAAUCUAUAAAACUUGGACCAGCUACAGGAAUAACAGCACAGUUGCAUACAGCAAAAAUGUAUUUGGGAGUAGCUGUCUUUUAUUGAAAUGGUAGAGAACAAACUGAGGUACAGAAAAUGUAAAACUCUCAAGUAUCUGCUUCCCUCAGCUCCCUUCAUUCUUCUAAUGACUAGAAAAGAAACACUGUUGUAAUGAGAAAACUUCUCCAGAAAAUCUUCCAACAGGUUCCUAACAUCCCCAAACUGAAUUUCAGUGGGUCCUCUUUCAGUUCCUUGAAGAAACGAAGUAAACAAGAGAUGAAACAUGUUAAAGUUGAGAUGAAAUAAAUGUGAUGUUAGUUAUCUAAAAUUCUGUAGGAGGAGAAUUAAACGCUAAAAACGAUCCUAAAAUGUUUGGUAGACUCGCUUACUCUACUGCCAGGGGAGUGUGUUUCCUUGUUCAGAAUCACUGAUGUAUGUUGUAUAAAAGUACUUUUUAGUAGGGCUCCUAUUUUGAGCCAGGUAUUAUCAGCACUAGGAAUUCAAGGAUUUACCUUUGAAUGGCGCAGUGUUAGGCUUGGAAACAGGUAAUUGCUGUAAUGGAGGCAGGUUUCAAGUGGAAUGAGAGCCAGAAAGGAGUCCAAAGUCAAGAAUAUUUGGGAAGGUUUUGGAAAGAACAUGUUGGUGCAGGGAUUUUAAUAAUUUUCCAAGCAGAGGGAAUAAAAUAUAUAGAAGUUUUCCGUUGUAAGAGAGCAUGCCACAUUCAAAGAUAUCAUUAACUAGUUUUUGGUGUUAUUGUAGCUUAAAAUAUGAGAAGGAGGUGACUAGAAAUGCAGUUAAGAAAGGGAAGAACCAAGUAUUAUGAUGUUGACCCAAGUUGGAGCAACAGUCUUGGAGACGGGAAUAAGGGAGCAGAUUUGAGACAGAGUUAAGAGGUGGAUUGGACCCACCUCUUAAUUGUGAUUGUGCUUGAGACGUAAGGACAUGUUUUUCCUUAAGGACAUAAAGGUGGUUUGCAUGAGUGAGCAGUUGGAGGAGCCAUUUUGUUAGGUAAAAAAUAAAGGAAGGGGAACAGGAACAAGGUAGAAAUUAAUGGGUUCACUUUUAAGUAUUGAUAACUUUGAGAUGCCUGUUGGACAAAUAGAAUUGUCUGAUUGAUGAUCAUUCUAUGUAGUUGAAGUUUAGGAGAGAAGUCCAGAUUUGAGAGCCAUUAGGAUAUAGAUUAUAGGUGAAAGACAGGCAUGGAUGAGAACUCUCAGGCAAAAUGUAUGGCAUCAGAAGAUGAGAGCCAAGGACAGGUCCCAAGGGAUCCCCAGUACUUAUAGGGAUGGUGAAAAGCAGAUAUUCCAGGACGGGAGACCAAAAGGGAGGCAGUGAAGGAGGUGGUAGGAGAUCCAGGAUAGGGAGAGGUUAUAAAAUCCAAGGGAGGAGGGAAUGCUGUGUGGUCAGGUGAGCGAUGGUAGGUAAGGCAGAGAGUCAAACAGGGACUUAAGAAGUAUCCAUUGGCCUGGAAACUGUUAAGUUCAUGUGGGGUCGUGAGAUGUGCACAUUCAGCAGAGUUGAGAGGGCAAAUAGAUUACAGAGCAAGGAGAAGUCGGAUGGAAGUGGUGUAUGGAGAACAUUCUCUUAAGAACCUACAUGUGUACAGAAGGAAAGAGAAAUACACUGCAUUCCCAGGGAGGUCAGGGAGACUUUUGUUUAUGUUUUAAGAUGACAAAUUUGAACAUGUUUAUAUGCUUAGGGAAAGAAGCAAUAUGAAAGGAGAGACUCAAAAAUGUAGGAUGAGAGGAUAAUCAGUGUAGCAGGUCUUAGAUUAGUUGUUCUCAGAGUCUGCUCUGGGAUCAUAAAACAUCACCUGGAAAUUGUUAGCAAAGUAAAUUACCAGUCCUUACUUCAGAUUACUCAAUUAGAAACUCUGGGUUUGGAGCCCAGCAGCCUGUGUUUCAAUGAGCCUUCUGGGUGAUUCUCACGCACACUCAAGCUGGAGAGCUCCUGUCCUAGAUGAAGAGGGACGGCGGGAUCCAGGGCCCAGGUGAUCUGCAACUCUUUCACCAUCUGUAAUGCGGAGAUGCAGGAAGUUGGUGUUGGCCUAUAUCCCAGUAUCUCUUUGCUCAAUCACAGCUGUGACCCCAACUGUUCGAUUGUGUUUAAUGGGCCCCACCUCUUACUGCGAGCAGUCCGAGACAUCGAGGUGGGAGAGGAGCUCACCAUCUGCUACCUGGAUAUGCUGAUGACCAGUGAGGAGCGCCGGAAGCAGCUGAGGGACCAGUACUGCUUUGAAUGUGACUGUUUCCGUUGCCAAACCCAGGACAAGGAUGCUGAUAUGCUAACUGGUGAUGAGCAAGUAUGGAAGGAAGUUCAAGAAUCCCUGAAAAAAAUUGAAGAACUGAAGGCACACUGGAAGUGGGAGCAGGUUCUGGCCAUGUGCCAGGCGAUCAUAAGCAGCAAUUCUGAACGGCUUCCCGAUAUCAACAUCUACCAGCUGAAGGUGCUCGACUGUGCCAUGGAUGCCUGCAUCAACCUCGGCCUGUUGGAGGAAGCCUUGUUCUAUGCUACUCGGACCAUGGAGCCAUACAGGAUUUUUUUCCCAGGAAACCAUCCCGUCAGAGGGGUUCAAGUGAUGAAAGUUGGCAAACUGCAGCUACAUCAAGGCAUGUUUCCCCAAGCAAUGAAGAAUCUGAGACUGGCUUUUGAUAUUAUGAGAGUGACACAUGGCAGAGAACACAGCCUGAUUGAAGAUUUGAUUCUACUUUUAGAAGAAUGCGACGCCAACAUCAGAGCAUCCUAAGGGAACGCAGUCAGAGGGAAAUACGGCGUGUGUCUUUGUUGAAUGCCUUAUUGAGGUCACACACUCUAUGCUUUGUUAGCUGUGUGAACCUCUCCUAUUGGAAAUUCUGUUCCGUGUUUGUGUAGGUAAAUAAAGGCAGACAUGGUUUGCAAACCACAAGAAUCAUUAGUUGUAGAGAAGCACGAUUAUAAUAAAUUCAAAACAUUUGGUUGAGGA
Molecule: messenger RNA, 6317 nt
Organism: Pan troglodytes (chimpanzee)
Lineage: Eukaryota; Metazoa; Chordata; Mammalia; Primates; Hominidae
Gene: SMYD3
Product: SET and MYND domain containing 3
Exons: 8
Coding region: 5382-6101 (239 amino acids)
Cellular component (GO): nucleus
Molecular function (GO): protein binding; histone H4 methyltransferase activity
Source: RefSeq, a predicted model, not a curated record